AUGUUGCUCACAGCAUCGGCUCGUGGUCGCGUGACGGCGACCAUGCUAUGGCGUCGACAGGCGACAGGACGGCUGCUUCCCGCAGUGGCCUCGUCGGUCGAUAGUCCAAUUGGUCCUUCCAGUGGUCCUUCUUGGAUCACUACUGCUGGUACAUGUAGUGGUAGAACUGCUAAUAAUGUCAUGGCGGUUCGACACUUUUCGGCCAAGAAUCGCAAACGAAAAGAAGAACGACGAAAGAAACGAGAUCUCAAAAAGCAACUCCAAGGAGAAGAAACCCAACGGGAGGAGCCAGCGUCCAAGCCAGAACCGCCAACGGUAGACGAAGCCAAGCCAUCACUACCUCCUGUGGUGACACAAACCAAGGCUGGCAGUCUCACCGACACGACAACUACUAAUACUACAACAAAUUCGUCCCCUACCAUUACCGUGGAUGGUGUCACGGUAGCAGCGGCAGCUCCCGACGAUGAAGAGGAAGAAGAAUUUGUGCCCAAGUAUUCCUUGCCCGAUCGAGAAAAGGAAACCGAAUUGAUUCAACGACAAACUCAAGUUUCCCAACUCUACAAGGAAGGACGCUACCAACAAGGUCUCGAAUUAGCCGAAGAAACACUGGCCGCCAUGAAAGAGCACUACACGACGGACGAAUUUCAUCCCGCCACGGCCAGUGCCUAUUUAAAUGUCGGUUUGUUUCACAAACAACUCGGACAUUUCGAUAAAGCCAAGGAUCACUACCAACACGCCCUUCAAGGAUACCAAGAAACCGUGGGAACCGAUCAUGCGUCGUACGCCAUGGUAUUGCACAAUCUUGGAAUUCUACAUCAAUCCCAAAUUCAUUUCGAUUCCAAUCUCAAGGCGACCGAACGGUUGCGACUCAUGGAACAGGCGCUGGAAUACCUCGAACGGGCCUAUCAGAUUCGAAAGGUCGAAUUGCCACCGGCGCAUCCGCAUAUUGUCGCCACGCAAUCGGCCAUGGGAAUGACAUUGACGGCACAUAUAUUGCAUCAACACAAACCCGUGUCUACUCAAGGAGACAAAGCAGCAGACAAGGUAGUCCCCAUGGCAGCCAGUUACCGAUCGGUAUUGCCACCACAUGUCACGGAACAAUCCUGGGAAGCGGCCGAAUUGCAUUUGCGCACAGCACUCGACAAGGCAUUGCGGAAUCCAAAGGGAGAAUCCUCCUUGAAGCGAGCCGAUCGAAAUCAUUACUUGAACCUGCAACGCAAACAGGCAUUGCAUCAAAAACACCACACUACUAAGGACAAACAAAAUGAAAAACAAGACGACAAUACGCAUCAUCCUCCAUUGCAAACCAGCAGUGCCGCCACUUCGGCGCAAAAUUUAGCAGUCUUUUUAAAGGCACGAUCCACCACCAUAGAAACAAUUCGACCCCAGUACAAGGCAUGGGUCAAAGAGGCAGAAGAUUUGUACCAGACGGCCUUGCAAGUACGAAUGGCGUUGCUGCCCAAGGGACACCCGGAUAUUUACAUUACCCAGUAUUCACUUGCAGAGCUCUACGAGUAUACGGGACAAGAGGAAUUGGCGCAAGCUCUGCGACAAACGAUUCUGGAUACGUAUGAUCCACCAACGCAACAGCAACAAGAAGAACAACAACAAGAGCAGAAGCAAUAG
Seminavis robusta is the source of this 1626-nucleotide messenger RNA. The record is from the annotation of a GenBank genome assembly. Lineage: Eukaryota; Bacillariophyta; Bacillariophyceae; Naviculales; Naviculaceae.